This is a messenger RNA of Scomber japonicus (chub mackerel), 2785 nucleotides long. It is a transcript of the gene tbc1d14, whose product is annotated as TBC1 domain family, member 14. The record is from RefSeq and is a predicted model, not a curated record. The transcript has 15 exons. NCBI's taxonomy places the organism in Eukaryota, Metazoa, Chordata, Actinopteri, Scombriformes, Scombridae. Bases 206 to 2377 code for a protein of 723 amino acids.
UGAACCUUCUUGACUCGAUUACACCGUACUCUCGGAAACAAGUUUGUUUUAAAAUGGCGGCGGAAGCGUCGAGAGGCAGCGGCGUUGAGGUGGCCGGGAGGUGAUGGUGCAGCAGCAGCAGCAGGAGCAGCAGUAGUCACAGCAUCACCAUGGACCGCUCCGGCCGGCGGUUACCUGCUGCCCACCUGUAGCAUCUAUCGGCGGCAUGGCGAACACGACCCGCGGCGGUCAGGAGCCGACAGACAGCCGCUGUGGUGUGUCUGGAGGAGCCAUAGUGGAGAAUGGCUCUGCAGCGAAAGACCCGUCUGCCUCCGACCUCCACGAUCACACCAACCACCGCUGCCAUGAACCCAUCCUGCCCACUUACAAGCCAUCCUGCUCGUCCACCCCCAUCUACUACAACAGCCCCGAGAAACUGUACACGGACCUGGACCAGGACAGCCACAGCUUGACUUCCCAGGACUCAGGUAUCCCAACCCUGGAGAUCAACCCUCCAGAGCCCAUCCUCCACGGCCACCAACGCCCAGGAGACGCAGGCCUCAUCCUGGCCUCUAGUCACGACUCUCCGGCCACAUUAGCUUUGGAUGACGACCCCUCUGACACCAACGCCAUCCGCAAGUCCUCCACCUUCCCCCGCAGUGGCUACGACUCCAUCCGCCUCUUCAGCCCCGCCCUCAGAUUAUCCUCCACUAUGGGCACGGGCGGCGGGGGCGGAGCUCUGAACCGCAGCGACGACAUCUCGGUGUGCAGCGUGUCCAGCAUGAGCACCGAGCUAUCGGUGUCCAAUGAAGACAUUUUAGAUUUCACCGUCACAUCCGAUUCGAGCGCCAUCGUAACCCUGGAGACGGACAACAGCGGCACCGCUCACUUCUCGGACGUCACGCUGUCGUCGUCGUCACCUGGAAACCCCAGAGACUUCUGGAGUCCUGCACACCUGCAUCCGGGGUCAGGUGGCAUGCAGCAGGGAGAAGACGGCAGGCAAAAGAAACUAGGACCUCUGGCCAGCUUGUUCAACAGGAGCCUGUUUGCCAGGAAGGUGAAAGACGGUCAGAGCAGAGGAGCAGAGCAGAGGGAUCCAGGCUGGAAGCUGUUUGGCAAAGUCCCACUGCGUGAGGGCCCCAUCAGGGACCCUAAGAAAAUACAAAAGGAAUAUGAAACAAAGAGUGGAAGAGCUGGACCUGGCAACCCAUCAUCUCCCAGGCAGAGUGUGAGGAAAAACCUGGACUUUGAGCCCCUCUCCACCACUGCACUGAUACUGGAGGACAGACCUGCGAAUCUGCCUGCCAAGCCAGCCGAGGAGGCACAGAAACACAGACAGCAGUAUGAAGAGAUGGUGGCCCAGGCCAAGAAAAGAGAGUUGAAGGACGCUCAGAAGAGAAAGAAGCAGCUGGAGGAUCGGUGUAAGCUGGAGGAGAGCAUCGGCUCAGCAGCUCAGACCUGGAACCAGGAGAUCUUGCCUAACUGGAGUACAAUGUGUACAUCUCGGCGAGUGAGAGACCUCUGGUGGCAGGGCAUCCCCCCCAGCGUCAGAGGCAAAGUGUGGAGCCUGGCUGUGGGCAAUGACCUCAACAUCACACACGAGCUGUACAGCAUCUGUCUGUCCCGGGCUAAAGAGAAGUGGAGGGCUACACCAUCGACCGCCCCAGAGAUAGAAACUGAAGAUGCUGGUUCGUCGGAUCGAGAGUCGAGCCUGGAGCUGAUCAAGCUGGACAUCUCUAGAACUUUCCCCCAACUGUGUAUCUUUCAGCAGGGUGGGCCCUACCACGAUGUGCUGCACAGCAUUCUGGGAGCAUACACAUGUUACCGGCCUGACGUCGGUUACGUGCAGGGAAUGUCCUUCAUCGCAGCAGUGCUGAUCCUGAACCUGGACACAGCCGACGCCUUCAUAGCUUUUGCCAACCUGCUCAACAAGCCCUGUCAGAUGGCCUUCUUCAGAGUCGACCACAGCCUUAUGUUGACUUACUUUGCAGCAUUUGAAGUGUUCUUUGAAGAAAAUCUACCAAAGCUCUUUGCACAUUUCAAGAAAAACAACUUGACCCCCGAUAUUUAUUUGAUCGACUGGAUCUUCACUCUGUACAGUAAGUCUCUGCCGUUGGACCUGGCGUGUCGGGUGUGGGACGUGUUCUGCAGAGACGGGGAGGAGUUCCUGUUCCGCACGGCGAUGGGCCUGCUGCGUCUCUACCAGGACGUCCUCACCUGCAUGGACUUCAUCCACAUGGCUCAGUUCCUCACCCGCCUGCCCGACCUCAUCCCCCCCGAGCAGCUCUUCCAGCAAAUCGCCGCCGUCCACAUGACCAGCCGUAACAGGAAGUGGGCACAGGUUCUGCAGGCGUUACAGAAAGACCAGGAGCGAGGCAGCCCGGUGCUGAAGCGCUGAGCUGAGGUCACACACCAGCGAACUCGACCACUUCCAGCGUCAACCCACUUCCCCCCUCCAUCCAGCCUUUGGGAAAAACUGAACUCAACAGGUCAGAUAGACCUGAGAGAUACCUGGUUGUGGGGAUGCGGUUGAGUUGCUCUUCUCCAGAGCCGUGUCACCGCUCUGACUGGAACCAGGACCCUGUUAAGGGGGUCUGCAAGUGAAGGAGCAGGGGUGAGAAAAAGGAAUACGAGGCCUUAUUUAACUCCCACGACCCCUCCUCUAAUCAGAGGCCCAGCAGUGGACUGGAAACUGUAGCUGGCACAGGCAGAAGAAUGUAUCACACACUCCCACAUACAUGCACCUACCAGGCUGGUUCAGGUCUCCACAGACAAGAAGAAACCACAGAGAUGCCACUUAUUAUUA